Messenger RNA from Nicotiana tabacum (common tobacco), 1538 nucleotides. NCBI's taxonomy places the organism in Eukaryota, Viridiplantae, Streptophyta, Magnoliopsida, Solanales, Solanaceae. The record is from RefSeq and is a predicted model, not a curated record.
AAUAGCCAUUUAAAUAUCAAACCUUUCUGCUUCUCUGAACAACAUCCGACAUAAUACAUUAACUUGUUCACGAACACAUCAAAUGUUGUCCUAAACCCUAAACUCCUAAAACUCACAUCCAAAAAUUAUGAAGUUUAUCAACUUAGCCGUUUUUGGCUUCUUUUUCAUCAUUUUCUUCUUCUCAAAACCCUCUUUUCAAGCUUCCCCUCCUCCACCACCAAUCAAAUAUGACCAAAACCCUAGACUUUUCAAUGCUUACAUAGCUCUACAAGCUUGGAAACAUGUCAUGACUUCUGACCCUAGAAACUUCACCAAGAAUUGGUAUGGAUACAAAGUUUGCAACUACACCGGAGUUUACUGUGCUCCGGUACCAGAUAACCCUAAAAUCACUACCGUUGCCGGAAUUGACCUCAACCAUGCAAAUAUUUCCGGUUACUUGCCUGAAGAUCUUGGCCUGUUGACAGAUUUAGCCGUUUUCCAUAUAAACUCCAAUAGAUUUUCAGGCACUAUCCCAAAAUCCUUUUCUAAGCUCCAACUUCUCUAUGAACUUGACGUGAGUAACAAUCUUUUGUGUGGUGAAUUUCCUUCGGUUGUUCUUUCACUUUCUUCUUUAAAAUUUCUUGAUAUUAGGUAUAACCAAUUCGAAGGAAAUGUCCCUUCUCGACUCUGGGAUCGAAAACUGGACGCCCUUUUCAUAAACAACAACAAUUUUCAGUUUACAUGGCCUAAAAACUUAGGAAACUCGCCGGUUUCUGCUUUGGUUAUGGCAAAUAUCAAUAUCACGGGAUGUAUACCACCAAGUAUAGCAAAAAUGGGGAAAACGCUAAAUCAGAUUAUUCUCAUGAAUGCUAGUUUAAAUGGAUGUUUGCCACAAGAACUAGGGUUCUUGAAAAAUGUGACGGUUUUUGAUGUAAGCUUUAACAAUCUUGUUGGGAAGUUGCCGGAGACAAUGGCGGGCAUGAAGAAAUUGGAACAUCUCAACGUGGCACAUAACAAGCUCUCCGGCGAGAUUCCGGCGAGUAUUUGCUCGUUGCCGAGGUUGAAGAAUUUCACCUACUCUUAUAAUUAUUUCUGUGAUGAACCGAAGAUUUGUCUCAAGUUGAAGGAUAAAAAUGAUAAGAAGAAUUGUAUACCCUAUAGGCCAUCACAACGUUCAGUUAAUGAAUGUAAGGCUUUUUAUUCACGAGGUCCAGUUGAUUGCCGUUCAUUUGGUUGUGGAUCAAGAAGUCCUCCACCACCCCCGCCACCUCCUCCACCACCGCCACCGCCACCUCCUCCGAAAUCACAUUAUUACCAUUAUCCGUGAUUGAAGAAUAUAUUGUGUUUCUUUGACUUUGGUUUGCUUUUACUUGAUUGGGUAGGUUUUGAACUAAAAGGGAAAAGGAAAAUAAAAAAAUGAGGCUGUGUUAUCUUUCAAUAAAUUAUAUACAUGUAAGAAAGGUAGACUUUUUCUUAUUUAUUGUAUUUUACUUUUCUUAUUGCAUACAUUGACUUUGAUUAUGUUAUACUGCUAAGAGAAUAGACUUUGUAUUUUAUUC